Molecule: messenger RNA, 3713 nt
Organism: Magnolia sinica
Lineage: Eukaryota; Viridiplantae; Streptophyta; Magnoliopsida; Magnoliales; Magnoliaceae
Product: probable LRR receptor-like serine/threonine-protein kinase At1g56140
Exons: 24
Coding region: 366-3236 (956 amino acids)
Biological process (GO): protein phosphorylation
Molecular function (GO): ATP binding; protein binding; protein kinase activity
Source: RefSeq, a predicted model, not a curated record
CUCUCCAAAAAUCACAACAAGAGGAUACGAGCAUUUGGGUCCAUUUCCUCUCUCUAGAAGAUCAUUUGGGUUCAUUUCUUCUCUCUCAGCCAUUUGAUGCGGAAAGAGGUUUCGAUAGAAAGAUUAAGUUGAUACGAAAAUCUCCAUCUUAUAUAUUACUUGUAUUUUGCUUUGGGUGUAUACAUCUCUUGUAUUUGGUAGAGAGGUCCACAGCUCGAACUACAACAGACCCAUUGGAAGUGGUCGCUCUAAACUCCAUCUUUUGGGAAUGGAAUGUGUCCGCAUUGCCUCCGUGGAACAUAAGUGGUGAUCCAUGCAGUGGGGUCGCUGUUGAUGAUUCGAAGAGCAUUGACGAUGAUGUGGACAUGAACCCGGCCAUCAAAUGCAAAUGCACGUUCGACAACGGGACCACCUGCCACAUAACAGCACUAAAAGUUUAUGCUUUGAAUGCAAGAGGCUCAAUCCCGUAUGCGCUUCGGUAUCUGUCGCAUCUCACCAAUCUGAAUUUGGGUCGAAAUUACUUAACCGGUGCCUUACCUUCAUUUAUUGGCGAUUUAACAUCCAUGCAAUACCUGAGCGUUGGUGUCAAUGCGUUGUCUGGAAGCAUCCCAAAUGAACUUGGAAACCUUCCAAAUCUUAUAUCAUUGAGCAUUAGCUCAAAUAGUUUCAAUGGGCCACUCCCUUCAAAGAUGGGGGAUUUGGUGACUCUGGAACAACUUUACAUAGACAGUUCCGGCGUCAGCGGUGUGAUUCCUUCAACAUUUGCCAAUCUAGUAAACUUGCAGACAGUGUGGGCCUCUGAUAAUGAGUUAAAUGGCUCGAUACCCAACUUCAUAGGGAGUUGGACUAAGCUUAAAUCUCUGAGGUUUCAAGGGAAUGCUUUUCAAGGUCUGAUACCAUCAAGUUUUUCUAAUUUAACAUCCCUAAUCGAUCUGCGAAUUAGCGACAUAAAGAAUGGGACCUCAUCGUUGGCAUUCAUUAAGAACAUGAAGAACUUAACCACCUUAAUCUUGAGAAAUAAUGGGAUUUCGGAUGCCAUUCCAUCUGACAUUGGAGAGUAUCAAUCACUACAGCACCUGGAUUUGAGCUUCAACAAUUUAACUGGUGAAAUUCCAAUUUCUCUCUUCAAUUUGACUUCACUUCGUUACUUGUUUCUUGGAAACAAUAGCUUGUCUGGUAGCCUUCCUUCCAGUAAAAGCUCAUCACUUGUCAGCAUCAGAGAUUUGUCAUACAAUCAAUUAUCAGGAAGUUUUCCCUCUUGGAUCACACAAGGCUUACAACUGAAUUUGGUUGCCAACAACUUCGUCAUUGAUAGUUCCAAUAACAGUGCUUUGCCUUCAGGAUUGAAUUGUCUUCAGCGGAACUUUCCGUGCAAUCGGGAUUCUCCAAUCUAUUCUUCAUUUGCAAUCAAGUGCGGCGGCAGAGGGAUGACAUCUUCCGACGGAACAGUCUAUGAAAAUGAUAAUGAAGCUCUUGGCACAGCAACAUAUUACGUGACUGAUGAGACCAGGUGGGCCAUCAGCAACGCCGGGUUGUUUGCCGAGAACAAUAAUGCCUCAUAUAUCAGAAGCUCUUCUUCUCAGUUUCUGAAUACUUUGGACCCGGAGCUCUUCCUAACAGCAAGGAUAUCGCCAGUAUCGUUAAGAUACUAUGGUCUUGGGCUUGAGAACGGCAAAUACACCAUAGCUCUGCAAUUCGCUGAGAUAGCCAUCGAAAAUACUUGGCAGGGUGUUGGAAGGCGUGUAUUCGAUAUUUAUGUCCAGGGAAAUCUUCAAUUGAAAGAUUUUGAUAUAAAAAAAGCAGCAGGUGGGGUCUCUAGGAGAGCCGUUCAGAGGACUUUCCAGGCUAUUGUAACCGAAAAUUUCCUUGAAAUCCAUCUCUUUUGGGCUGGGAAAGGGACUUGCUGUAUACCUAAUCAAGGUACUUUUGGUCCAUCCAUUUCAGCCAUCAGUGUCACUCCAGAUUUCAUACCGACUGUUACUAUUAGAAGUCCGCCAGGUUGGGGAAAGAAAAGCAAGACUGGUUUGAUCAUUGGGAUUGUAGUUGGUGUUGCCGCUCUGAGCUUUAUAUCCAUUUUUGCAGUUUUUAUCUGGAGACGCAGGAGAAGGGGUAUUGAUGAAGAUGAAGAGUGUCUAAUCAUGGCUGCCAAAGCAAAUAGUUUCAGUUAUUCUGAACUAAGGGCUGCAACAGAGGACUUCAGUCCAGCAAAUAAGUUGGGAGAGGGAGGAUUUGGGCCCGUUUAUAAGGGAACACUCUCAGAUGGACAGGUAAUAGCAGUGAAACAACUCUCGGUAGCAUCUCAUCAAGGAAAGAAUCAGUUCAUAACAGAGAUUGCUACCAUAUCUGCAGUGCAGCACCGGAAUCUCGUGAGUUUGUAUGGAUGCUGCAUCGAGGGAGAUAAGCGGCUUCUGGUUUACGAGUAUCUUGAAAACAAGAGCCUUGAUCAGGCACUCUUCGGAAAGAGCAACUUGAAUCUAAACUGGGCCACCCGCUAUGAGAUAUGCUUGGGUACAGCCAGAGGUCUUGCUUAUCUGCACGAAGAAUCGAGGCUCCGGAUUGUACAUAGAGAUGUCAAGGCCAGUAAUAUUCUACUUGACUCUGACCUUGUCCCCAAGAUUUCAGAUUUUGGUUUGGCCAAGCUAUACGAUGAUAAGAAGACCCACAUUAGCACACGGGUCGCAGGGACAAUUGGGUAUCUUGCACCAGAGUAUGCCAUGCGUGGGCAUCUGACAGAAAAGGCUGAUGUGUUCGGAUUUGGGGUUCUCGCACUUGAGAUUCUUAGCGGAAGGCCCAAUGCAGAUACAAGCUUGGAUCAAGAUAAGAUAUAUCUUCUUGAAUGGGCUUGGAAUCUACAUGAAGCUAACUGUCCAUUUGAAUUGAUCGAUCCAACACUGCCCGAAUUCAACGAAGGAGAAGCACUACGAAUGAUUGGUGUAGCUCUUAUGUGCACUCAAACAUCACCAAUGCUAAGGCCAUCCAUGUCCCAUGUGGUAGCCAUGCUAUCAGGCCACAUCGAAGUAAGCAGUGUCAUAUCGCGGCCUGGCUACUUAACAGAGUGGCAAUUCAAUGACUUAAACAGCUUUAGGACUGAUGAUAUGUUGAGAGAGUCCAUUGGAAGAACCAUGAACAGUCAAUGUGGCACAUCAUCUAAUUCGAACACGUCCAUUCAUGUGGAAGUCUCGCCUCUUCCCACACAGCUGAUGUUGCAAGAGAUCGUUGGAGAAGGAGAGUUGUGAUCGACUUCUAAGCUGUCCAUGAAUGCACAAAUACAUAUGAACAUGGGUACAUAUGUAGAUAAAUACAUACUGUGAUGGAUGCAUGUAUGUAUACCAUAUAAAUGGAUUUCAUGUAGAAAUCUCAAUCGUUUGUAUUUGGGAUGUUAUUGGAGAGUUAUUUGAAACUCCUGCUGUAUGUGACACUUGAUACACAGGCGCUCAGAAAUUGUAUAAGUGGUGCAAAUGAAGUCAAAUUAAACUGACUAGAUUGUGGAAGUCUACGUCGUUGAGUCGAAAUCCCAAUAUUAGAUUUGAUAUACAAUCGAAACCUCUCAUUUGUGGACACUUGUUUGUUGAAAUAGGACCAUGAACAAUCCAAACCUCUCAAUUAAGUGCAAUUUUUAGGUCAUGUGUUAGAUGUGUACCCUCAAAAAGUCAAUCAUUCAUGUAUUGUUUUACUUAUGAUCAUUUUGUUAAAUGGAAUAUUCUUUGGCUCUU